AUGGGGUCUGGCAAGUGGCUUUGUGUCGCGUUUGGGUUGGCAUUCGCUAUCCCAGGCUUUGUGUUCAGCUCCACCGGAAGCGCCGAGCCAGAGCAGACUUCGGCGACGGCACGCCCGUUUGUUGCAGAUCGUUACGUGGGCAAAAAAGCAAAGCAGCAAUUGGAGAAGGACUACAAACAAGCGUGCCGCAAAGUUUUGGCCAAAGCCUUCAACCUCCAACAAAUCUGCGGUUUCGAGUUUGAGGCUCCCAACACCUUCUUGGAAGCAUUCGGGGUGAUCCCAUCCCGUUUUGGGGAUUCGAACACGGAAUUGGAUGCAGUCUUUGUUGUACCUGCAACAGAGGCAUCUGCCGCGCCUGUCGAGCCGUAUCCAAGCGCAGAUGAUUGGGAAGUCUUCAUGCUUGGACCAGGAGGCUGGACUGAUGCUCACACACAGGUGUGGGGGUCUCAUACCGAGCCCCGCUUGAUCGUGGCCGAAGUGUCCCGACCUGCUGGACAACUCAAGGCUAAGCUUAAGCAGCUCAAAGCAAGAUUGGCCCUGUUCGACCACUGGAGGACACGAUUUCAAGUCGUGCUUGUGAUCGUUUUGAAUGGCCCCGACCAGGCCUUCCGCAAGGCUCAGCAGGAUGUCCAAACUUCUUCCUUCAAUGUGACCAUCGUACACUGGAAAGACCAGGUGGUUCAAUCUUGGAAGGCGGAGGGCAUUGCGGAGGGCAAGGCGCAGGAGCGGGAUCGUUUGACUAGAAAGGCAGCAAAGAUGGGGCUGCAACCGGAGCAGCUCAGGCAGCUCUUCGAUGAACAAGGCGACGAACAAUCAGAUUGA
Messenger RNA from Symbiodinium sp. CCMP2592, 822 nucleotides. NCBI's taxonomy places the organism in Eukaryota, Dinophyceae, Suessiales, Symbiodiniaceae. The record is from the annotation of a GenBank genome assembly.